CAGUUUAGUAUAAAACUAUGGGAUAUUAUAUAAAAGUAAUUUUUAUUAUUAAUAUGGUCACACUUACCAAUUCAGUGGUUACAAUCAAUCGCGUGAUUGGAACUAAUAAUUUUUAUGAGUUUUAUCAUGCUACGGACACCUUUACUAAUUUAAAACAACAAGAAUCUUUUUGUAAAGAAUACAAUGCAGAAUGUUUAGAAAAAAGUUGCAUGACCUGUACGUGUGCAGAAGAUUACAUAUUUGUUUCAUAUUUGUACGGAUGUGUAACCUAUGAUAAUGCUGUGGGCUAUUUAAAUGGAACAAUGUGUCUUGUCUAUAGAGAAAAUGCUGAUUUCUUGCCUGCGGUGACAAGUGAUACAUUUCAAGAUAACAAGUGUAAAAAAAUCUCUGGCUCCAAAUAUCUUAAUAUAUCUUUUAUAUAUCAAAAAUAUAAUUCGUGUGCGUAUAGUGGUGUAGAAAUCUAUAAUAGUUUAUAUGGUAUAAAAGAUAUUCUGCCAAAUAAAAGCUUAAAUGACGUUGACGAUAUCCUUUGGAAAAAAGUAAACUUGAGUUUUUUGGUAGACAAAAAAAACGGCGAGAUAUGCUUGCAAGGCAACUUCAAUGGUUUUACGAUAGUAACUGGAAAAAUAGUUAAAAUGCUUAUUAAUUGUCAAGAUGUAAACCAGUCAUUUUUGAAUACAUGCAUUUUGUUUAAGUAUGCAGGAAACUAUAACAUAGAUAUAGAUUUUAUUCAGAGUACACAAAAUAAAUCAACUACUGGAAUAAUUGUUGGAGUAUGCCUUGCUUGCUUAUGUCUACUUCUUAUUGUUUUGCUUUUUGUUUUCUGGCUAAUAAGACGAAGAAAACCUUUAUCAGUUACUACAGAUGAAGAUGCUGAAAAAGAAAAUGACUAUCAGGAGAUUGCUACUCGUUAUGAAACUAUUCCAGAUGAAAGUUUGAAAAGAAAAUCAUUUGAGGAAGUGAAUGCUUAUUAUUCAUCUGAAGUAUCAAAAGAGGAGUUAAAUCCAUAUUAUGCUCAACAGAAAAAAAAUAUAGUAACAAAUACUUAAAUGUUCUUGUUGUAAGCAAGUAAAUUCAUUGUUUUGAAUUAUAAAAAUGAGCGAACAAUUUUACUUUAAUUAAAAAAACAUAAUUAUAAACUUUAAAUACGAUACAAAUAAAGUUAAGAAGAUGUUGAUAUUUUAAACCUCUGAGAUUGACUUUGAUUAAAACGACAUAUAAUGAUUUAGAUAAACUUGAUUGACCUAGGCAUGAUUCAAAUUGAGAAUAAUUCGUGACGCGAUGGAGGACGAUUUAUAAAUAUUUGAAAUGUUAUUUCUGUAAAUUUUUUUAAUUUUUUACUUUUUUAUAUGUUUUGUUUGAUUACUUUUUAUAAAUUAAAAAUAACAACUUUGCAUAACAAUAAACUAAAAAUAA
Hydra vulgaris (swiftwater hydra) is the source of this 1416-nucleotide messenger RNA. RefSeq lists its product as uncharacterized. The record is from RefSeq and is a predicted model, not a curated record. NCBI's taxonomy places the organism in Eukaryota, Metazoa, Cnidaria, Hydrozoa, Anthoathecata, Hydridae.